Messenger RNA from Mus musculus (house mouse), 1460 nucleotides. RefSeq names its product serine protease 32 (gene Prss32). Gene Ontology annotation, molecular function: serine-type endopeptidase activity; peptidase activity; hydrolase activity. Gene Ontology annotation, biological process: proteolysis. The transcript has 5 exons. The record is from RefSeq and is marked validated. Bases 26 to 1030 code for a protein of 334 amino acids. NCBI's taxonomy places the organism in Eukaryota, Metazoa, Chordata, Mammalia, Rodentia, Muridae.
AGUAUUUGGCCCCAGCAGGUGUACCAUGGAGCUGGCUCUGCCUGCCAUCCUAUUUACCUUCUUUCCUGGAGUUCUUCUGGGGAGUGAGGUCCUCCCAACCGACUCUGACAGCCCGUCUACCACGACAGGCAGGAGGAGCAUUGACUUGGACUCAGUGUGUGGACGUCCCAGGACAUCAGGCCGCAUCGUGUCAGGACAAGAUGCCCAGCUGGGCCGGUGGCCUUGGCAGGUCAGCGUGCGGGAGAAUGGGGCGCACGUGUGUGGGGGAUCUCUGAUUGCUGAGGACUGGGUGUUGACUGCUGCCCAUUGCUUCAACCAGGGCCAGUCCCUGUCUAUCUACACAGUACUGCUGGGUACCAUCUCCUCCUACCCUGAGGACAAUGAGCCGAAGGAGCUGAGAGCUGUGGCCCAGUUUAUCAAGCACCCAAGCUAUUCAGCGGACGAGCACAGCAGUGGAGACAUUGCCCUGGUGCAGCUGGCUUCACCCAUCUCCUUCAAUGACUACAUGCUUCCAGUCUGCCUCCCGAAACCUGGCGACCCCCUGGAUCCUGGCACCAUGUGCUGGGUCACUGGCUGGGGACACAUUGGCACAAAUCAACCGCUCCCACCACCCUUUACCCUGCAGGAGUUGCAGGUGCCUCUCAUUGAUGCUGAGACCUGCAAUACCUACUACCAGGAGAACUCCAUUCCCGGCACGGAGCCAGUCAUCCUUGAAGGCAUGCUGUGUGCUGGUUUCCAGGAAGGCAAGAAGGAUGCUUGUAAUGGUGAUUCCGGAGGUCCCCUAGUCUGUGACAUUAAUGAUGUCUGGAUCCAGGCAGGGGUGGUGAGUUGGGGAUCUGAUUGUGCUCUGUUCAAGAGGCCAGGUGUUUACACCAACGUCAGUGUCUACAUCUCAUGGAUUCAGAACACAAUGUGGAAUUUACCCAUGGAAGGAAGAGGUUUUUCCCCCAGCCUUUCAGGGACUCCACUCUUGGGCCUGUUGCUGUUUCUCACAUCCCUCAGUAGCGCCUUCUUCCUCCUGGGACCCUAAUGCCAUCAUCUCUGCACCUGUAUCUGGAACUGUUCCCCUCGACCGGCUUCCAGGCCAGCACAGCUUCUCUCACAGACGCCCUCCUGUGCCCUCCUUGCACAGCUACCUUCAGACAAGCACCCCAUCCAUGCUGUGUCCUUUAGGGACCCUCUCCUCACCCCAUCAGAAGCCUCCUAACUCCCACAUCAUUAAGAUCCUUGGGACCAUCAGCUAAGCUCUGAUCUCCUGGCCCCCAUGGACCCUGAGCUGCCUCUCACACCCUUGGGGCCUGUGGGUUUCCAGGGGCAGAGGGACUUCAUGCCUCUCACUCCUGGGUGGAGCACAGGCCACAGCCAUCUUUCAGGGUAUCCUUUGGUGGUGUCUGUGACCAGGCAAGUCUUUCUCUAGUGUAUCUGUGUCUGAAACAAUAAAGACUGGAUCGGGCAGUGCA